Molecule: messenger RNA, 1395 nt
Organism: Cladophialophora yegresii CBS 114405
Lineage: Eukaryota; Fungi; Ascomycota; Eurotiomycetes; Chaetothyriales; Herpotrichiellaceae
Exons: 1
Coding region: 1-1395 (464 amino acids)
Source: RefSeq, a predicted model, not a curated record
AUGGAGGACUUUUCCCAAUCCCGCGGCGACGACGACCUUUUCGACGACGAAAUCAUCCCCAUCGAGAACGCACCGUCGCCGUCCCCAGAAAACAUGGCGACCCAGCUCGAGCAAGUCUCACUUGAGCCUGCCGCGCCUGCCUCAGUACCACCGCCCAUAGAAGCCAUUACUGCAGCUAUUCCUGCUCCGCAGGCCGCCACAACCUCGAAUGACGCUCCGACGUCAAGCUUCAGACAGAAACCUAGGGGAAGAGGCAGCCAACAGGGCGCACGAGGCGGUGGUGGCCGACCCAGAAAGGCCGCCACGAGUGCUGGGCUGGAAGAGUCGAAGUGGGCGACGCCCUCAACAGCAGACUCUACUAGAUCGACCACGCGAGCAACGAGUACGGUGCCAGCAGUGAAAUCACACCCUCAACCCCAACCUCAACCUCAACCGCAAGCUCUUGAGCCCGCACAACCACAACCAGAGACGACAACCACCGAACCUGCAGGGCCUCAACAACCCGCACCCGCACCCGCACCCACAUCUGCAUCCGCAGCAGACGACCGCGCAACCGCGAGUGCAUCACCCUCUGCUGUUCCCGCGAAACCCCCGGCCGUCCGCGGCGACCGCACCCUAACAGGCGGUCUCGCCCGCGUGAAACUCACCGACGAACAACUCACCGCCAAACUCGCCGCCGCAAAGGAACGCUCGCAAAACGUGGCGGCCGCGCAUGCCCGCGCGCAAGCCGACGCCGCGAGUUUCCAGGAACGGGAACGCAUCGCGACGGAGAAGAGGGCCGUCGCGAACAAAGAGCGGCGCGUGAUGGAGGGGGAGCGGGAGAAGAAUCGGCUCCGGAAGUUGGGGAAUAGGGAAGGCCGCGAAUGGGAUCGGGAUAAGGAGGACGUUAACCCCAGUGCCGCCGGAGGACGUAGAGGCGGUGGUGGUGGGGGUGGGUAUGCCGAGUAUGGCGGGAGGGGGUUCACGGGGGCAGCACCGUCGACAGACGACGAUCUCAGGCAGUAUGAGUGGCAUGAUGGGGCAAGAGGGCGGGGAACAGGAAGAGGGAGAGGCGGAAGGGGAGGCGGCGGCAGAGACCGAGGACGAGGACGCGGAGGGGCAGCAAGAGGAGGUUCGGGCCCGCAGCAGCAGCAGCAGCAGCAGCCUGACACCUCUGCCGAAGUUGAAUUUCCUGCUCUCCCCGGUUCUGGCGCGGGUUCGAGCUCGGCGGCAAAAGCACCACAACCGCACCCGAACACAAAAGCCCCUGCAUCUGCAAAGGACACUACUCAGAAACCCAGCCCGCGGAGGUGGGAUUCCGGUGGCGCUGGCGCCGGCGGAGGAACAUGGGCCGAUCAGGUCGAGUCCAGCGAGCUGGACGCCGAGAAUGCGGACAACCCCAAGACCUUCUGGUAG